Messenger RNA from Hydra vulgaris (swiftwater hydra), 867 nucleotides. RefSeq names its product arylamine N-acetyltransferase. Lineage: Eukaryota; Metazoa; Cnidaria; Hydrozoa; Anthoathecata; Hydridae. Gene Ontology annotation, molecular function: acetyltransferase activity. The record is from RefSeq and is a predicted model, not a curated record.
AUGACUGAAUUUACUUUUGAUAAAGUAUUGUACCUAAAAAGUUUGCAACUUACGGAUUACUUGGAUAACGUGGAUGCGAUAAAACCUAGCCAAAGUUUGCUAUAUGACAUAGUAAAAAAACAUUCCCAAGUUAUUCCUUAUCAAAAUAGUAGUCUUUAUGGAGCUACUUCAACAUUGGAUUUAUCUAUAAAAUCGUUACAAGAGCGAUUAUUGCUAAAAAAGUUAGGAGGAAUGUGCUAUGAAACUUCAGAGCUUUUAUGGCAUGCUCUUAACUCUUUUGGAUUUAAAGCGUAUCGUGUUCCAACAGUUGUGUUAAUUGGUCUACCAAUAGAUGUAGAUGACAUUUAUACGCAUAACAUUACUACAGUUUUCUUUGAAGAUCGUAAGUUUCUUAUAGACGUUGGUUUUGGAUAUAAUAGCAUUAAAGAACCUCUUCCGUUUUCCUUUUUGACAACAGAAGAAAUUACUGUGCAGGGAGAAAAGUAUAUACUAACGUGUCAGGCUGAUUAUUACAUGUUGAGUAUGGAGUAUGGAGUUAAUGAGUUGCUAAACUUUUAUCGUUUUAAUAAAACAGUUGAAUUCCUUCCAGAAGUAAUAGAUGUCAAUCAAACUUCAAGUCUUUAUACUACUCUUAUAAAUCAUCCAAAGUUGGUGGUUGUUAGAGAUCGUUAUAUAUUAUGUGGUAAAACAACGGAACUUGGUAGAAUUGGGUUUAUAUACGAUAAUAAAGAAAAAAUUUUUAAAAAAGAAACCUUUGCUAACAACAGUGUAACAAAAGUAUUUUUUAAAAGCAAAGAAGAAUUUGAGAGAAGCAUUUACGAAGAUUUAAAUAUUUCUCCUGAUUUAAGUAAAAUAUGUGAAGUAUAA